Sitophilus oryzae (rice weevil) is the source of this 3055-nucleotide messenger RNA. It is a transcript of the gene Rpn2, whose product is annotated as 26S proteasome non-ATPase regulatory subunit 1. The record is from RefSeq and is a predicted model, not a curated record. Gene Ontology annotation, cellular component: nucleus; proteasome complex; proteasome storage granule. The transcript is spliced from 11 exons. Gene Ontology annotation, biological process: regulation of protein catabolic process; proteasome-mediated ubiquitin-dependent protein catabolic process. Bases 120 to 2936 code for a protein of 938 amino acids. Gene Ontology annotation, molecular function: enzyme regulator activity. NCBI's taxonomy places the organism in Eukaryota, Metazoa, Arthropoda, Insecta, Coleoptera, Curculionidae.
UGUCGCCUGUCAAACUCUGUGAUGAUUCUUCAAAAAUUUGAAGUUUUCUCUGGUAGUGUUUAAAAAAUUGUUUAAUACAGUUUUAAAAAUAGUUAUUAUUGAAAAAGUCAUCUGAAACAAUGAAUAUCACAUCUGCAGCGGGUAUUAUAUCCCUUCUGGAGGAGCCCAGGCCUGAAUUAAAGGUUUUCGCACUGAGAAAAUUAGAUACUAUCGUUGACGAGUUUUGGCCAGAAAUUUCUGAAGCUAUUGAAAAAAUAGAAAUAUUACAUGAAGAUAAGGUUUUCCAGCAACAUCAACUGGCUGCUCUUGUAGCCAGUAAAGUUUAUUAUCAUUUAGGUGCUUUUGAGGAUUCUUUAACUUAUGCUCUUGGAGCUGGUGAUUUGUUUGAUGUUAAUGCAAGAAAUGAAUAUGUCGAAACCACAAUUUCUAAAUGCAUUGAUCAUUACACACAACAAAGAAUUGCUCUGGCUGAUGGAACAGCAGGGGCUAAACCAAUUGAUCCCAGACUCGAAGCCAUUGUCAACAAAAUGUUUCAGAGGUGUUUAGACGAUGGCCAGUACAGACAAGCCAUGGGUCUGGCUUUGGAAACCCGCAGAAUGGAUAUAUUUGAAGCCUCAAUUACUCAGUCCGAUGACAAUAUCAGUAUGCUCAGUUAUGCUUUUCAGGUUGCGAUGAGUUUGAUUCAAAACAGAGGCUUUAGAAACUUGGUUCUACAGUCUUUGGUCGGUUUAUACAGGGGAUUACCCACACCAGACUACGUUAAUAUGUGCCAGUGCUUGAUUUUCCUGGAAGAUCCCUUGUCAGUGGCUCACAUCUUGGAGAAACUGGUUAAGGGUGAGGAAGAAAGUCAAUUAAUGGCCUACCAAAUAGCGUUUGACUUGUACGAGUCGGCGACUCAACAGUUUUUGGAACUGGCGAUUGGAGCUCUAAGGUUAACGGCGCCUAUUCCGAGUUUACUUGAACCCAAACCACCAAAGACUAGUACAGAAGAACCCGCUACAGAGAAUGCACCGAGUGAAAGUGAAGUCAAGCCAGCCGAAGUCAAACCGGAGGUGGUGGAAAAAACGUUGGACAGUUUGAGCGACAGUGAUAAAGAACACCAACAAAGGAUAGAAAAACUACACACAAUCCUAUCAGGAGAAGUUUCCAUAGAAUUGCACCUUCAAUUUUUGAUCAGAUCCAACCAUGCCGAUCUUCUAAUUUUGAAACAAACUAAAGAAACUGUAAGGGUGAGCAUAUGUCACACAGCUACCGUCAUAGCCAACGCUUUUAUGCACAGCGGAACGACCAGCGAUCAAUUUUUAAGGGAUAAUUUAGAAUGGUUGGCCAGGGCAACAAAUUGGGCUAAAUUGACUGCUACGGCUUCGUUGGGUGUCAUACACAGGGGUCAUGAAAACGAAGCCCUGAUUCUUAUGCAGAGUUACCUGCCUAAGGAAGUGGGUCCCAGUUCGGGUUACUCUGAAGGGGGUGGAUUGUAUGCUUUGGGACUGAUUCAUGCUAAUCAUGGGGCGAAUAUCAUAGAUUACUUGCUGGGACAGCUGAAGGAUGCUCAAAAUGAGUAUGCCCAAGAAAGCCAGCACGAAAAAAUCCUCCGUGGAUUGGCUGUGGGCAUUUCAUUUAACAUGUACGGGCGUCUGGAAGAGGCCGAGCCACUCAUUCAGCAACUGACCACAGACAAAGAUCCCAUUUUACGUAGGUCUGGCAUGUACACCAUCGCCAUGGCCUACUGCGGUACCGGGCACAACCAGGCCAUCAGGAAGCUGCUUCACGUUGCGGUUUCAGAUGUGAACGAUGACGUCAGGAGGGCCGCCGUAACCGCCCUAGGUUUUCUUCUAUUCAGAACUCCAGAACAAUGCCCCAGCGUCGUCUCCCUACUGGCCGAAUCCUACAACCCCCACGUACGCUACGGAGCAGCCAUGGCCUUGGGCAUAGCCUGCGCAGGAACAGGUCUUCGUGAAGCCAUAGCCUUGCUGGAACCAAUGGUCAUGUUCGAUCCUGUCAACUUCGUCAGGCAAGGCGCUCUGAUCGCGUCUGCCAUGAUCCUGAUCCAGCAAACCGAGCAGACUUGUCCCAAAGUCAGUUUCUUUAGACAGACUUACGCUCAGGUGAUCUCGAAUAAGCACGAGGAUGUUAUGGCAAAGUUUGGAGCGAUUUUGGCACAGGGCAUUAUCGAUGCCGGAGGAAGGAAUGUUACUUUGUCUUUGCAGUCCAGGACUGGACAUACGAAUAUGUUGGCUGUGGUUGGUACCUUGGUGUUUACGCAGUAUUGGUACUGGUUCCCCUUGGCUCACUGUCUGGCUUUGGCGUUCACGCCGACGGCUUUGAUAGCAUUGAACGCACAAUUAAAGAUGCCAAAAUUGGAGCUGAAAUCCAACGCCAAACCCAGCCUGUAUGCCUAUCCGGCUCCUAUGGAAGAAAAGAAACGAGAAGAACGCGAAAAAGUCCAGACAGCUGUCCUGAGUAUCGCAGCGAGACAGCGAAGGCGCGACCACGAUCGCAAACACCGCGAUGAAAAAAUGGACGUGGACGUUGAAAAGGACGACAAGAAGACAGCCGAGAAACCGGCAGAAAAAGCCGAAGAGAAAAAGGCAGAAGAGAAGAAGGUACUUUCUGCCAGCUCUUCUAGCACCAUAGAAGAGAAGAAAGAGAAGAAAGAUGAGAAGGAAGAGAAGAAGAAGGAACCUGAACCCAACUUCGAGAUCUUGCAGAAUCCUGCCAGGAUUUUGAGGCAGCAAUUGAAAGUUAUUGCCGUCAAUGAUAAUAGCCAGUAUGUUCCACUGAAGGAUGUGUCGAUUGGGGGUAUUAUUAUGGUCCGUAACCUUAAGCCUGACGAAGAAGAGUUAGUAGAACCUGUUCAAGCUUUUGGACCUAAAGGUGAAGAUGAGAAGGAGCCUGAACCUCCAGAACCCUUCGAAUGGUUGGAAGAUGAUGUUUAAGUUUUUUUAUAAUUAAUAAAAUAUAUUUAUAAUCCACAUCUAAUUCUUAGAAUCGUAAAAAUAUGUAAUGUGCUGAUUAUAGUGAAUGUCUUAAAUGAAUAAACGCUAUUAAUAAACUA